AUGAAGUUCGGCAAGACGCUCCAGCAGCAGAUCUUUGCCCAGAACGGGUUCCCCGGGUGGAGCAGCUUCUUCUGCGACUACAAGGGCCUCAAGAAGAUCAUCAACUCGCUCGCAAAGGGCCGACCCGCCGACGCUGCGCUCCUCGCCGCUGGCGUUCGACCGCCCCGACCCGACGCCGCCGAGCAGCUGCCCGCGCACAAGGCCGCCUUCUUCUUCAAGCUCGAACGCGAGCUCGAAAAGAUCAACGACUUCUACUACCAGCGCGAGAGCGCCCUCAAGGUCCGCCUGCGCACCCUGAUCGACAAGCGCAAGCUCCUCACGGCGUCGCUCUCCGAACCCAACGGCAAGGUCAAGGCGCUCAGCCGCGACAGCAGCAGCUUUGGCGCCCUGUACGAGGGCUUCCGCAACUUUGAGCGGGACCUCGGGCGGCUCCAGACUUACAUCGAGCUCAACGCGACGGCGUUCCGCAAGAUCUGCAAGAAGUGGGACAAGGCGUGCCGGCGGCAGGCCGACCGGUUCGGCGACACGCGGCCGCAAGAGGGCCAGCCCGACGGCCAGCUGUACCUCGCGCGCCAGGUCGAGGUCCAGCCCGUGUUCAACCGCGAGUUCAUCGCCCAGCUGUCGGACGUCGCGUCGGCCAACCUGCUCUCGCUCGAGAACCUCCUCGGCGGCGACGGGCAGCGCACGGGCUCGGCCGCGCUCGCCGACGGGUCGAGCAUCGACGGCACGACCCACUCGGCGCCGCACCUCCCGACCCUGUUUGACCGCGCCGACCGCGCCGAGGCGCUCGAGGACCUCGAGACGGCGCUCGUGUCGGCCGUAAAGGCGCGCGACCAGGCCAUCGUCGACGAGGUGCUCGGCCUCCUCCUCCCGAGCACACGCGCCGAGGGCGAGCCCAAGGGUCCUGUCGCCCGGAUCCUGUGGCGCGCCGCGCUCGAGGAGGCCGACGCCGAGCCUCGGCAGCAGCCGAUGCAGCAGGACGGCGUCGAGCCGCACCCCGAGCAGCAGCACCAGCAGCAGCAGCAGUCGGCGACGCCGGCCAUCCCGCAGGGCCUGCUCGACUUUGCGUUCGUCGACGACAUCAACGGGCGCACGACGCUGCACGAGUCGGCGAGCGCCGGGCGCCUCGCGCUCGUCGUCGCGUGCCUCGAGCACGGCCUCUCGGUCGCGCAGGCCGACGUGUACGGCCGCCAGCCGCUCCACUACGCGGCCAUGAACGGGCACGCCGCCGUGUGCCGCACGCUGCUCGACGCGGGCGCGAGUCCGUCGACGGCCGACCUCGACGGCUACUCGCCCAUCAUCUACUCGAUCACCAACGGGUGGACGAGCGUCGUCGAGACGUUCCUCGCCGCUGGCGUCAGCUUUGACGAGCCUGCCGAGGCGCCGGGCUCGUCGUCGUCGUCGUCGUCGUCGGCCGACCAGCUCAACGCGCUGUCGCUCGCGAGCCAGUACGGCCACGAGGCGAUUGCCCGCCUCCUCCUCGAGCGCGGCGCCAAGGUCCUCCCCAACCCGGCCGGCUACUGGCCCCAGCACCUCGCCGCGCGCGAGGGCCACGCCGGCGUGCUCGGCCUCCUCGUCGAGGCGAUCCAGGCCGAGGCGGCAGCGUCGGCAGCGGCCGCGGUCGAGGGCGGCAUCGACGCGCCGGACAAGUACUCGCAGGCGACGCCGCUGUGCCACGCUGCGAGCGAGGGCCACGCCGAGUCGGUGCGCGUCUUGCUCGCGGCCGGCGCCGACGUGCACGCCGUCGACGAGUUCAAGCGCACGCCGGUGCACUACGCGGCGUGGCAGGGCCACAUCGAGUGCGUCAACCUCCUCAUCGAUGCCGGGGCGACGAUCCCGCCCCAGCCGGCGGCGGCGGCGGCGGCGGCCGACGAGGCGGCGCACGCGACGGCGUCCGGCUCGACGACCGACAUGGCGCCGCCCGACCUCGACGACCUCGACGUCGACGCCAUCCCCGACCUGUCGCUCCCGCCGCCCAUCAUCCCGUUCCGCGUGUACGGCCACUCGUACAUCGACGAGAAGCGGCUCGUCCAGAUCACGCUCGGGCACCCAAACACGGCCCGGGCGCCGUUCCCGCCGCCGAUCCGCCUGUACGACCAGCCGAACCACGGUCACGCGCCGUCGCUCAAGCUCGUCAUCACGCCCAAGCCCGACUCGAGCGGGACGUCGAUCCCGCACUCGGUCAUUCUCCCGCUCGCCGACGAGCGCGAGGUCUUUUCGUUCCAGGUCGACACGCUCGCCGACAUCUCGCUCGAGUUUGACCUGUUCCCGACGUUUGGCAGCAAGAUGAUCGGCAAGGCGGUCGCCGUCCCGUCGACCUUUGCCGACCUCAAGAGCCAAGGGUCGUACGUCGUCCCCAUCGUCGACCCGCACCUCAAGGUCAUUGGCGACAUCCCGUUCGAGAUCAACGUCGUCAAGCCGUUCGGCCGGGCCCAGCUCCAGAUCGGCGGCCAGUUCGAGACGUACUGGAAGUCGACGGCGACGCUCCAGACGAGCGCCGCGCAGGGCGACCACAACGGCGGCGGCGGCGGCGGCGGCGGCGGGGGGUCGAACAACCCGGCCACGUCAAGCGUCGUCACGGCGUCGUCCCUCUCGGGCGAGCACGUGCGCAUCGUCGUCCAGGUGACGGCCGACGGGCACCCGGUCGCGUACCCGCUGUGGCGCCUGCCCGUCGACGGCUUCGACGUCAGCGUCGGCGACGUCCGGCUCGACCAGUUCUCGGCGCUCGCAAAACGGCUCGGCAAGUCGGUCGACCCGGCCCAGGUCGGCGACAGGGAGGACCCGUCGGCGUGGUACCAGGCCAUCGCCGACGCGCUCGUUCCGCUCGAGGAGUUGCUCUCGAUCCUGCCGGCGUCGCUCGGCGUCAACCUCGAGCUGCGGUACCCGACGCGGUCGGACGUGCGCCGCCUCUCGCUCAGCCGCACGCUCGAGGUCAACGACUUUGUCGACUGCGUCCUCUCGACCGUGUACAAGUCGAUCAAGUCGUCCCAUCCCUCGUCGCCUUCGUCGCCGACCGGCAACGGGCCCGACUCGACGCCCGCACACCGCCGCAUCGUCCUGUCUUCGUUCAACCCGGUCGUGUGCACGGCCCUCAACUGGAAGCAGCCCAACUUCAGCGUCUUCUUUGCGUCGUACUGCGGCCUGUCUCGGUCGGCCGGCGGCAUGGGCGACACGAUACCGGUCGAGGGUCAGCCGAGCAAGCUCGUGCCGGCGAACCGGGUCGAGGAUGACCGGCGCUGCACGAGCAUCCGCGAGGCCGUCAAGUUUGCCAAGGCCAACAACCUCCUCGGCAUCAUGCUCGAGGCGACCAUGCUCGUCCAGAUCCCGAGCCUCAUCCAGUCGGCGCGAGAACACGGCCUCCUCAUCACGACGUUUGGCACGGCGAGUCGAGUCGUGCUCGCCGACGCGCACAUGACGGACGGCGUCCUCUCGUACGCGACGAGCGACUUUCUCGCCCAGACGGCCGCGAGCUGAGGAGGGACGACGAGGCGGGCGAGGGAAACUAUAGAGACUCGUUGCAACGUGCAGUACACUAUCGUUCCGCCUCGUC
Messenger RNA from Rhodotorula graminis WP1, 3550 nucleotides. RefSeq lists its product as uncharacterized. Gene Ontology annotation, molecular function: protein binding; phosphoric diester hydrolase activity. Gene Ontology annotation, biological process: lipid metabolic process. The record is from RefSeq and is a predicted model, not a curated record. Bases 1 to 3474 code for a protein of 1157 amino acids. NCBI's taxonomy places the organism in Eukaryota, Fungi, Basidiomycota, Microbotryomycetes, Sporidiobolales, Sporidiobolaceae. The transcript is spliced from 7 exons.